GUUGGAAAAUCCUUCAUCCGAUUGUCAACGUGGCAUAAUCAAAUUGAUAUAUCUGCUUUCAUUUGACGGUCGAGAUAAGUUCUGCAUUUACCGCACAAUGACUCUCUGGACAACUGAACACCUUUUCAGCCUCCUCCUCAUCUUCCCUUCCCUCCCUCCCUCCCGCUCCCGCUUCGUUCGUCGCCCUGCAGCUCUUUUGGUCUUGGAACUCUCUUAAGUAUUACUGAGUUUGCUGCGUUGUUAUCUGCCUCUUUCUAGGGUAUAACCAGCAACCACAAGGUUUUCCUCUUUAAAACUCAAUGGUACCUGAGGGAUAGUGGAGUUAUGGGCUUAUUUCGGGAUGCUAGAUGUUUUAAAGUUUCUUUGUACUGUCAACUACUUUUUCUUAUCAUCUGGCUACCUUCUUACCAAGAUGUGAUGGCACAACAAAAACAAAUUGACUUCAGUCGUGUUUCUUCAAUGGCAGAGUUAGCCAAGGCACCUACUGUUGGACUAUUUGAUCCCAUAGAAAUAUCACCUGCUGUCAUACCACAACACCCUAAUCCCACAGAGCCUCUGUCACCAAUGUAUCCUACUUUCCCAGCCAGAUAUGAACCAGUUUUAACUGGGAAAUGCCCAGUAAAUUUUUCAGAUAUAUCAAAUAUCUUAGAUAAAACAGCAUCUGAUUGUGCUGGACCUUUGGCAGCCCUUGUGGGGAAUGUAAUAUGUUGUCCACAGUUUACUAGUUUAAUCCACAUCUUCCAAGGUUACUUCAGCAUGAGCUCUGAUAAGUUGGUUCUUUCGAGUACAGUUGCUGAACAUUGUUUUUCUGAUAUCAUUAGCAUCUUAGCCAGUAGGGGGGCAAACAGUACAAUCUCUACACUUUGCUCCAUAAAAUCAUCUAAUCUUACGGGUGGGUCCUGUCCUGUGAAGGAUCUUUCCACUUUUGAGAAAACAGUUAACACAAGUAAAUUACUUGAGGCUUGCAGCACUGUUGAUCCACUGAAAGAGUGCUGUAGACCUAUUUGUCAGCCUGCAAUAAUGGAUGCAGCACUUCAGAUUUCAGGGAGAGAAUUGAUGAUCAACAAUAAUAAAAAUUUGGGCGGAGAAGUGAAUCACAUGGAUUAUCUCAAUGAUUGUAAAGAUGUGGUUUAUUCUUAUGUUUCAAGAAAACUUUCGUCAGAGGCUGCAAACACUGCCUUUCGAAUACUGUCUGCCUGUAAAGUAAACAAAGUUUGCCCUUUGACUUUCAAGGAGCCUUCAGAAGUAAUUAAUGCUUGUCAGAAUGUUGCUGCACCUAGCCCUUCCUGCUGUAGUUCAUUAAACAUUUAUAUUGCAGGGAUACAAAAGCAAAUGUUAAUUACAAAUAAACAAGCUAUCAUCUGUGCUACACUUUUUGGAUCUAUGUUACGUAGAGGCGGCAUAAUGACAAAUAUUUAUGAACUCUGUGAUGUAGACUUGAAGGAUUUCAGCAUACAACCAUAUGGACAACAAGGAUGCCUGCUUCGGAGCCUGCCUGCAGACGUGGUGUUUGACAACUCAACAGGCUUUAGCUUUACUUGUGACUUGAAUGACAACAUUGCUGCACCCUGGCCUUCAUCAUCUUCGAUCACAUCCGUGUCCCUUUGUGCACCUGAGAUGUCAUUACCUGCGCUACCGACGUCGCAGACUUCAAAAAAUAUGGGCUGUAAUUCUAGGAGAUUGGAAUAUCGCAUACUUAUUUUUUCAUUUUUCAUCUUUGGUGCGUUACUGCACUAGAGAGAUUUUAGGAUUGAGCUGGUUGUGUCGGGAGGGCCUUUUCCAAAUUUGCUGGCGUGUAUUUGGCAUGUAUAUUUUUAAAUGGCCUGUGUAUGUAUAGCAUGCCCCAACCCCGUUUUGCCUCUUUUUUUUUUUGGCCCCGGUUGCCUUUGCCCAUCUUUCAUCUACUUCUGGAUAUCCCGUGCGUUUGCUGCUUGUAUUUGUGUAGCUGCAGCUCGUAUCCUGAAAACGCGCUGUGUUUGAUUGAAGCUGCCCUGAUGAUGCUUAGGGGAGGCAAUUAAGUGUUUUCAUCAACAUAUUCCGGCCUGAAGCAUUGGGAUAGGUUAUUGUUACUCACAUGCAUAUUCUGACAUGUUAGCUUUUGCCAUAUGUCCGUAAAUUCAAUUUCUAAAUCAGCCGAGCAGUAGAUUCAUAUA
Molecule: messenger RNA, 2153 nt
Organism: Neltuma alba
Lineage: Eukaryota; Viridiplantae; Streptophyta; Magnoliopsida; Fabales; Fabaceae
Exons: 8
Coding region: 325-1737 (470 amino acids)
Cellular component (GO): plasma membrane
Source: RefSeq, a predicted model, not a curated record